AUGAAAGAAACGUCUGCAAACACCGUGCUGGACAGCCAGCGUAAACAAAAGCAUUAUGGAAUCACUUCUCCAAUUAGCUUGGCAUGUCCUAAAGAAAUUGAUCACAUUUACACACAGAAAUUAAUUGAUGCCAUGAAACCAUUUGGAGUUUUUGAAGAUGAGGAAGAAUUGAACCACAGGCUGGUUGUUCUUGGUAAAUUGAACAAUUUAGUAAAAGAAUGGAUUUCCGAUGUUAGUGAGAGUAAGAACCUACCACCUUCUGUUGUGGCUGCUGUUGGUGGUAAAAUUUUCACUUUUGGCUCUUAUAGGCUUGGAGUACAUACCAAAGGAGCUGACAUUGAUGCACUUUGUGUAGCUCCAAGACAUGUGGAGAGAUCUGAUUUUUUUCAGUCUUUUUUUGAAAAAUUGAAGCACCAAGAUGGCAUUAGAAAUUUAAGAGCUGUAGAAGAUGCCUUUGUUCCUGUUAUAAAAUUUGAAUUUGAUGGAAUUGAGAUUGACCUAGUUUUUGCAAGACUGGCAAUACAAACCAUAUCAGAUAAUUUAGAUCUAAGAGAUGAUUCUCGACUGAGAAGCCUUGAUAUAAGGUGUAUUCGCAGCUUAAAUGGAUGUAGAGUUACUGAUGAAAUUUUGCAUUUAGUGCCAAAUAAAGAAACUUUUAGACUCACCCUGAGAGCAGUCAAAUUAUGGGCAAAAAGACGUGGUAUUUAUUCCAACAUGCUGGGAUUCCUUGGUGGUGUCUCUUGGGCAAUGUUAGUUGCAAGAACUUGCCAAUUAUAUCCAAAUGCAGCAGCUUCUACUUUAGUUCAUAAGUUCUUUUUAGUGUUUUCCAAGUGGGAAUGGCCAAAUCCUGUGCUGCUAAAGCAACCCGAAGAAAGCAAUUUGAAUUUGCCUGUUUGGGAUCCUCGAGUAAAUCCAUCAGAUAGGUAUCAUCUCAUGCCCAUAAUCACCCCUGCCUACCCACAACAGAAUUCUACGUACAAUGUGUCCACAUCAACUCGAACAGUAAUGAUAGAAGAAUUUAAACAAGGUCUUUCAGUCACAGGUGAAAUUCUUCAAGGGAAAUCAGAUUGGUCCAAACUACUUGAGCCACCAAAUUUUUUUCAAAAGUAUAGACAUUAUAUAGUAUUGACUGCCAGUGCAUCAACAGAAGAAAACCAUCUCGAGUGGGUUGGAUUAGUAGAAUCAAAAAUUCGUGUGCUUGUUGGAAAUUUGGAAAGGAAUGAAUUUAUUACUCUUGCCCAUGUAAAUCCCCAGUCAUUCCCAGGAAAUAAGGAACAUUAUAAAGACAAUAAUUACGUAUCAAUGUGGUUCCUUGGAAUAAUUUUUCGGAGAGUAGAGAAUGCAGAAAGUGUUAACAUAGACUUGACAUAUGAUAUACAGUCAUUUACUGAUACAGUGUACAGACAGGCAAACAACAUAAACAUGCUAAAGGAGGGAAUGAAAAUUGAAGCAACUCAUGUUAAAAAAAAACAACUUCAUCACUAUCUUCCAGCAGAGAUCCUUCAAAAGAAGAAAAAACAGAGUCUUUCUGAUAUCAAUCGUUCAAGUGGACCUCAAUCCAAAAGAUCAUCUCUGGAUAGCAAUUGUUUGGAUAGCUCUAGAGACACUGAUAAUGGAACACCUUUUAAUUCCCCAGUGUCUACAAACAAACCUUCCAAGCCUGAUAUUUCUCCUUCAAGAGAAACAGAAAGGAAUAACACUGAACCUGCUGCUGUAAUUGUGGAAAAGCCGUUGAAUGUUCCGCCAGCUCAAGGACUAUCUAUUCCAGUCAUUGGUGCAAAAGUUGACUCUGUAGUAAAAGCUGUUUCACCCCCAGCUGUGUGCACCAUUCCUACUGUCGUAGGACGAAAUGUUAUUCCUAGGACCACAACACCCCACAACUCUAUCCAGGGACAACUACUUCUAAAUGGGAUGGCAAAUAUAACUAAAAAUUUGCCCAAAAGGUCCCAUUCCCCAUCUACAGAUAUGUCUUCAAAGAGAAUAAAAGAUAUAGAAAAGUUUCUUCGACUUGAAUCAAAGUUUCAGGAAUCGCGUGCUACUGAAAACAGAAAAAGAAAAUCAGUGGAUGCCAUUGGGAGAGAAUGUAUGCCUAUUCCAACUAUUGAUACUUCACGCAAAAAGAGACUGCCCAGUAAAGAACUACCAGAUUCAUCAUCUCCAGUUCCAGCAAAUAACAUUCGAGUCAUCAAAAAUUCUAUUCGACUAACUCUUAAUCGGCUAAGGCUGCAUUGA
Messenger RNA from Pipistrellus nathusii (Nathusius's pipistrelle), 2232 nucleotides. The record is from the annotation of a GenBank genome assembly. Lineage: Eukaryota; Metazoa; Chordata; Mammalia; Chiroptera; Vespertilionidae.